This is a messenger RNA of Saccostrea cuccullata (small rock oyster), 1371 nucleotides long. RefSeq lists its product as uncharacterized. The record is from RefSeq and is a predicted model, not a curated record. NCBI's taxonomy places the organism in Eukaryota, Metazoa, Mollusca, Bivalvia, Ostreida, Ostreidae. The transcript has 10 exons. The annotation marks the transcript as partial.
CCACAGAUCUCUACAGAUGCUUAGACUGCAUUGGAUCUUGGGUGAUGUGUGAAGGUUGCCUUCAUUCUAACCACUCAAAUCCACAUUUACAUGUGUUUGAAAAAUGGAUGAAUGGUACCUUUAUUGGAUAUCAAUGUGAGAAUUCUGUCUGGUGCUCAGUGAAACAUAAACACUGCCCAAACAAAUAUCAUAAAGACUUGGUUGUCAUUGAUGACAAAGGUCGACAACAUCUCCGUACAAUAGAGUUCUGUGCAUGUGAAGAAGAACCAGUGACAUUGCUAGACUUUAAUCUGUGGCCCUCUUCUCCAAUGUAUCCUAAAAUAGCCUUUCACUUUGACCUACUCAGAUGGCUAAAUGGAUUGAUGCUAGAAAGUCACGUAUCUGCAAAGAGCUUCUGUGAAGCACUCACUGCAAGACUGCCUAAGCACCAAAAGAAGUACACAUCUAAGGAAGAAAAAGAAAUCUACAAAGUUUUAAUGGAAGAAACUAUUAACCAGUUCCGCCACUUCUGCUAUAAAAUGGAUUUCUGUGAGCGGUUUGAAGGGCUUGACAAUGGUUGUAGUUGUCCUGCAUGUUAUCAGACAGACACUCCAUUUUAUUGCUUGGAUGCAGACUUCCAGCUUGUCAGGAAAACUUCCUCUGGGAAAAGCUGGCUUGAUCCAAAACAUUCAGAACACUUUUUUGUGGAGCAAGACAAAGUCGAUGACUUUGUUUCUUCCUAUGAGGAAAAGACUUCAUAUACUAAAACCAAGGAUUGCAGUAACUUCCAAGCAGGAGAUACCUUACGAUCUAAGAAUAAGAAUGCCAAGCUGUCGGAGAAGGCUGUUUUUGGGGCUACAUGUCGUCAUGAUUUCCCUCAAAAAUUUUUCAGCUUAAAACAUGGAGAAAGAUUAGGAUAUGCAAUAUUCCUAUUGGAAAUGUUUAAGGAACAGCAUUCAGGCAAAAGCGUUCACAUUUCAUAUGAUAUCGCCUGUAUCCUAAAGAAACAUCUGGAGAAAACAGGCAAUAAGGAAUUGCUGCAGUCUUUCACCUUCUCUGUUCCAGUUUUCCAUUCCUAUGGUCAUACAGCCUCCUGUCAGAUGAUCAUGAGUCCAAGGCAAACUCUAGGGAAUGGAUUAACUGAUGGAGAAGGGAUAGAGAGACUUUGGUCCUAUCUUGGCCAUUUCUCCUGCAUCACAAAGGAAAUGACUCCGGAAAACAGAACUGAUCUCCUCACCGACGCUCUGAUACACUAUGGUCAAAAGAUAAGAGAAAAGCAAGGUACAAGAGUUGAAAAGUUUUGGGAUGUUUUAGUUAGAAAAUAUGAAAGAGCUACGGACCUUAUGGAGACCAAUCAAAGAGCUCUUGACGAUAUGCUGGAGACAUUUGAAG